Molecule: messenger RNA, 2954 nt
Organism: Sinocyclocheilus rhinocerous
Lineage: Eukaryota; Metazoa; Chordata; Actinopteri; Cypriniformes; Cyprinidae
Product: rho guanine nucleotide exchange factor 7-like
Exons: 22
Coding region: 217-2787 (856 amino acids)
Biological process (GO): intracellular signal transduction; lamellipodium assembly
Cellular component (GO): cytoplasm; lamellipodium
Molecular function (GO): guanyl-nucleotide exchange factor activity; protein binding
Source: RefSeq, a predicted model, not a curated record
CCAGAUGAAAGAAGAGGAGAGAAGCCGGACCUGCCCGAUAACCCUCAACAAAUCGUCAUCCCUAACAUCCAGGGAAAAGGAGGGAUCAGAGUCCUCGCUCCAAAUAUCCUGCUGCUUCUGCUGCGGACUACACACAGGAUAUCUGUCAUUUCAUUCGGCCUGCAUAUUCGUUUGCUUAUGGAUUAUCUCGUUUGAGCUUUAGACGCAUACGAAGUCAUGAAUUCGGCUGAACAGACCAUCACAUGGUUAAUAACGCUGGGUGUCCUGGAAUCACCCAAAAAGACACUGUCGGACCCUGAAGGCUUUUUACAGGCAUCUCUCAGAGAUGGAGUGGUUUUGUGUAAACUGCUGGAACGAUUGCGACCCGGUUCGGUUCACACGAUCUAUCAGGACCCGCGGAAAGACGAGUGUUUGAGUAAUAUCAGAGAGUUUGUGAAAGGCUGUGCAUUAUAUCACAUAGAGCAGGUAUUUGAGGCCAAUGACUUGUUUCAGGGCCAGAACUUCUCCAAAGUCUUGAAUUGUUUGGUUGCACUCAACAAAGCAACUUCAGAGUCCGGUGGUGAGAGUAAUUCUGUGUGUUCUCCUCACUCGUCUUCUCUGCGGAUCAAGUCCUUUGACUCGAUCAACUGUUCUUCCACUCACAGGAGAUCAUCCAGACUCAAGUACAACCAGUACCGCAGUCUGGACAUGUCUGAAAACAGUGCCCCUCAGGUGCUGGUGAAAGCACGGUUUAACUUUCAGCAGACCAAUGAGGAUGAGCUGUCCUUCAAUAAGGGUGACAUCAUCCAGGUGACACGGCAGGAAGAGGGCGGCUGGUGGGAGGGAUCUCUCAAUGGCAAAACCGGCUGGUUUCCUAGCAACUAUGUCAAAGAGAUCAAAGGCUCUGACAAACCUGUGUCACCCAAGUCUGGAACGCUGAAGAGCCCACCCAAGGGCUUUGAGACCACUAACUUCUGCAAGACUUACUAUAAUGUGGUGGUUCAGAAUAUUGUACAAACAGAGACAGAAUACUGUAAAGAGCUGCAGACUCUCCUCUCAACGUAUCUGAGAGCAUUACAGCCCACAGACGGGCUCAGCAUGUCAGAUAUCAGUCACAUCAUGGGAAAUCUAGAGGAGAUCAGCUCAUUUCAGCAGACACUGGUGAAUUCACUGGAGGAAAGCGUUAAAGUUCCAGAGAGUCAGCAGAGAAUAGGAGGCUUCUUCCUGUCCCUCAUUUCUCAGAUGAGGAGUCUGUAUGUGACCUACUGCUCCAACCAUCCAUCUGCGGUUAACGUUCUCACACAACACAGUGAGGAAUUUGGAGAGUUUAUGGAAAGUAAAGGUGCGAACAGCCCUGGAAUCCUCACACUCACCACGGGCCUGAGCAAACCCUUCCUGAGACUGGAGAAAUACCCCACACUACUGAAAGAGAUGGAACGGCACAUGGAGGCACUUCAUCCAGAUUAUCCAGACAUUCAGAAGAGCAUGACCGUAUUUAAAAAUCUCUCAGCCCAGUGUCAGGAAGUGAGGAAGAGGAAGGAACUUGAGCUGCAGAUUCUGAUGGAGUCUAUUCGGGGCUGGGAAGGGGAGGGAAUUAAGACCCUGGGUUCUGUCCUCUACAUGUCUCAAGUCCUCAUCCAGAACCACGGCGCCGAGGAGAAGAAUGAGCGAUACCUUUUGCUGUUUCCUCACAUACUUCUUAUGUUGUCUGCUAGUCCUCGAAUGAGUGGUUUCAUCUACCAGGGGAAGCUGCCUCUGACUGGAAUGACUGUAAAUAAAAUAGAGGACAGUGACACCACGAAAAAUACUUUCGAAAUAUCUGGAAAUAUGAUCGAGCGGAUCCAGGUGAUCUGUAAUAACCAGCAAGAUCUUCAUGACUGGGUGGAUCAUUUACACCGGCAAACCAAUCGCACUUCAACCAGCAACUUGAAACCACAGAAUGUUCCCUGCCAUACGCUGCCGUCUCACCCUCUCACCCCGUCCAGACACUCAGAGAAUCGAGGUGUGAGCGGAUCUCCCGUCUACCACACUCUUCCUCACCUCUCUUCACUUGGAACCCCUCACAGCGGUAUGAUGUGGGGGCCCCUCGAACCCCCCAAAACCCAGAAGCCCUGGAGUCUCAGCUGUCUCCGACCUGCACCACCCCUAAAACCCUCAGCUGCAUUGUGUUACAAAGAGGACUUGAGUAAAAGUCCCAAAAGUAUGAAGAAGCUUCUGCCCAAACGAAAACCUGAGAGGAAGCCAUCUGAUGAGGAAUUUACUGUCAGAAAAAGCACUGUAGCUCUGGAGGAGGAUGCUCAGAUCCUGAAAGUGAUCGAAGCAUACUGCACAAGUGCUAAAACACGGCAAACACUAAACUCAACAUGGCAGGGUACUGAUUUGAUGCAUAAUCAUGUGCUGGCUGAUGUUGACCAAUCGUGUGUGGAUGCUGUGGGUUGCCGUAGCAGCGGAUUUCCCUCUGAUCAUUCUGAAGACUCGGACUAUGACAGUAUAUGGAUAACUCACACUAACAGAAUGGGUUCUAUGUCCCGAUCAAGGAAGGAGUCAGGGCCACAUAUGCUUUUUCCUGAAGAGGAGAAAAUCAUUGUGGAAGAGACAAAGAGCAAUGGUCAAACCGUAAUUGAAGAAAGGAGUCUGGUGGAUACAGUUUAUGCCUUAAGAGAUGAGGUUCAAGAACUUAAGCAGGACAACAAGAGAAUGAAGCGCACUCUUGAAGAAGAACAAAAGGCACGGAAAGAGCUGGAGAAGAUUGUCAGGAAAGUGUUAAAGAGUAUGAACGACCCAUCCUGGGAUGAGACUAAUUUGUGAGCCUGUGAUGUGAGAUCUGUGCAUUUAUAAAUGAAAACGGCAUCUGAUAAUUGUGUGCUGAGUGUAGUAUCGGUCUUAACUCCUGACCAAAAAUACUUGUAAAUAUUGUGACAAAACUGGACUUGAUACCCGCAGUCACAGUAUUAUGCCUUUUAAACCUGAUCGUU